AUGGUCGCCAUGUUAGAGGAUGAGAAGCUAGAAGUCCCCACCCGAGUCACAGUCAAUAUCAGACCCUUCCUGAGAUCAGAAGUACCAAAUGACUAUGCCGGACCGUACUUUCUUGGCGUGGAAUGUAAAAACCUGGUGGUCGCUGCUCCAGAUCCUGGUGCAUUUUGGAAUGUGGCUAAACAAGCCUCAAAUGACGUCCAUGCCAAACUGAAAAACAACGUACCUAUCAAGGAAUGGUCAGUCAUGAAGUAUCUGAUCCCAGUGGUAUUUGGAGCAAUGAGUGAAGAACCUAAAGAAGAUGAUGGAUUCGCUGGACGUUCCCGACAGCUAGUAGUUUUCACUAAUUUGGGUUACGCAAAGUUUCUCGACGGAUCUCCCGAUGAUAGCGUCAUCCUUCGAGCAAGGUUCGGUUGUUCUGCCGAGCACCAACAAGGAACCAUUUUUAGUAACAGCAUGAUGACUUUUAAUGGAAAGUUAUUUUGGACAGUGACUUAUUACAGUAACGUUGUAAGUAACGCCUUAGCCCAGAAGUAUGCCAGUUUGGUUAAAGAAACUAUUCUUAAAGCGAUUGAAACGUGA
Messenger RNA from Pocillopora meandrina, 579 nucleotides. Lineage: Eukaryota; Metazoa; Cnidaria; Anthozoa; Scleractinia; Pocilloporidae. The record is from the annotation of a GenBank genome assembly.